Messenger RNA from Spodoptera litura, 2241 nucleotides. RefSeq lists its product as uncharacterized. NCBI's taxonomy places the organism in Eukaryota, Metazoa, Arthropoda, Insecta, Lepidoptera, Noctuidae. The record is from RefSeq and is a predicted model, not a curated record.
AACAAAGCAACGGUCUUUGUCGUCGUUAGCGUGAUUGAUUUUUACAAACGUUAAAAUCGAAAAUGUGUAUCGAAGUGUGAGCUGCCGUUAGUUUCGCAGCUAGAUAUUAGUAAUAGCUAUCUUUUAGUAUAUUUAUAUUAAUAGUGCGAAGUACAAAUUUUUCAAUAUGAAGGAUCCUUUUGUUAAGGAUUCGGUUAUCGAUUCGCCGGCCAGGGAGAGCCUGAGAAAUGUGGAAGGUUGCUACAACAAGAAUAUAUUUAAGACUAGUUCGUUCGCGAACUCCCGGCGUGCAUUGCAGUCAGGUGCGGAUAAAAUAUCAAGAACUUUUCGAAGCGUAAGAAACACCUUCGGGAAUCUGUCACAGCAUUUCAGAUUGGGAGGCAGGCGCCGUCACCGCCUUACUGAGCCUCCGUCUCCAUGCAGGACACCAACAACACCAGUCAUGAAGAAAAAACAGUCCGGUCUUUCCCAGAUACUGGGGAGAAGUCCUACAAAGCUGUACAGUCCUUUUGGCAUCGAGACACCGCACAACCGGGACUUCAGGAUGUCACCUUACAUGCCUGAUACACCGGAUCAUGGUUUGUCACCAAAGCGGCGCAAAGGCGUCACCCACUCAUGGCAUAUCCUCGCCAAGAAGAGACCCCGGGCGCUCUUCCACUGAAACUCUUACUACAUGUAACUAUCAACGCACAAAUGUAUCCCACCGCUUAAUGUAAAGACUAGCUUCUUGAGCCUCUAGAUAUUGGGCGUCACAAGUGUAGGUCUGUGACGCUCUGCACUCGGAAAUCAUUAGCUACUUGAACUGUCUUGUAAUAACUAAGGCAGCUGUUAGAAAACGUAAAUAAUUUAUUAAUGUAGCCACAACACAAACUAUUGCAGUGACCACUUGCAAUAUUAAACUGUCAAACACCAAGCGGUCACCGGUGACCGCAACCUAUUCUUCUAUAAUUGUGUCUACAAAACCGGUACUCGACGAGUUAACUUCAGUUCUUUCAGAAAUUAACUUAUUUUACCAUUUCAAAGUGCCUAUAUCCAGCAGUGGCCUAAAAAGCUGAGAUACUAAGGAGCAUUUGAGAUGACCAACAUCUAGAGGCUUAUAUUGUCGAUAUUUUGUAUGCAAUUGGUGCUAUACUCAUAGUAUUUUCUUAUACUUUAAAUACAUUCGCGAUUGGCUUAUUCCCAACAUAAUAUAAUAACUAUUAUAUAAUAUGUAUUUAAUAAUACAUUAAAUAUUUAUAAGGGUUGUCUUACCAGUUGGUAUGUUAAAGAUUUAUUUGCUUUGUUCAAAACAUAAUGCAGAAAUCUUGAUGAAAUGGAAUGUAUGGUGUACAAAUGAUAUUAAUUUAUCAUUUCUAUAUAACAAUUUUUUUAUUUUGCCCACCGAUUAUUGAAUUUAGUUGAAAGCAAUUUCAAGUAGUUCUACUAAUUGCUAAUGUAUAUGUACUUACAUAAUAUAUUUAGUAUUAUAUCAUAUCCAGUAUUAUGACGCCAAAUUGUGUAGCUUUGAGUACAAAUUGUAUAAAUAUACUGUCAAACAAAAAUGUAGUGAUAAAUGUAUGUAGAAAUAAGGAUUAUGUUAGACUAGUAAUUUAUUACUAUCAGUUAUUCUUUACAUUACUAACAAGCUUAGAUAUUAAAGAAGAUAUUUGAUAGUACGAUGAACUGAAUCGAAGAAAAGGUUGGCCUUGAAGGAAGGAGAAAGAAUGAAUAGUAUUAAAGUCCACUGCUGGAUAUAGGACUGAAAGUAGGUAUAGUUAGGGACGCCAUUUUGCGUCACUCGCAUUUCUGUUUGACAGAGUAACACGUACAUAGAUUUUUUACACUAAUACGCUUCGCAUUGACAAUAUUGUAGUCGCCUAUUUAUAUUUAUACGUAGGUUAGGAUGGUGUGAAUUUUUUUCUGGAAUCUCUCGAAUUUUUCACUUUAUUGUCGAAUACAGUUAGCGUCAUUCGAAAGUAUGUACUGUACUAGGUAGCUAGUAAUUUUGGAAAAUUGUAUGAAGAGAUGUUGAUGGCAACUUGGAUACGUGUAAUGGCGUUGACUGUACUUUAAGACUGAUUGUCUUGUAGUUGUAUAUUUUUACUUUUAAUUUCUCAAUCGAGGCUCAAAUGUACCUACCUAUUUUUAUCAGUAUGUAUUAUUAUUUUUAAAAUAUUUUCACUUGUAUUUAAUGCAUCGGCUAUGUGACACAGCACACAGUGUCUAUUGAUAUGAAUAAAAUUAUAUUUGAUUUCUUUUUUA